GUCGACGCUUUGAAUCGCCCCGAUCUUCUCUCGCAAUCAAACUCUGCCCAAUGGCGAACAAUACCUCACUCGAAGCUUCUCCUUCUGAGCCACCGCUCUUUCUGGAAGUUUUUUGUGAAGUUUCUGGUAAGGAAUACCGAUUCACAACUGGGACAAAGGCGAAAUUUGCUGUCUCUGUGAUCAACAAGAAACUUGGUUCGUUAAAACCUAGAGUAGUGUUCAUUGAAGCAGCAAAGGAUGGUGAAGAACCUAUCAGUUUUGGUGAUGAUGCUUGUCUUGUCAAUUACGGACUUGGUUGGAAGUUGAAGACAGUCGUUGAUUCUGAUUUUCCUGGAACUGAGAAAAACAAUCUACAACAGCACUUUCCUUCUGUAAUAUCAAUGGGUUCCAAAGAUUCAAAGUACACAAAGGAUUCAAGACCAGAAAUUGGAGAUCAAAGUCUAAAAUACAUUGGAAGAAUAUUUUUUGCAUUUGUUUUGAUGUUUAUUCUUGGUGGCCUCUUCACAGUGGCUCUUGAGAACCUUCCCAGACUUAUAUUGCUCUUUAAAAACUCGUACAUGUAAACAAUUGACACUGUCCAAACACAAAGACAUGUGGAGAUGUAACUCCUAAAUCUGUCAUUCUUUUUCUAUCUAUACUAGUUUAAUUAUAAACGUAUUUUGAGGUU
Messenger RNA from Arabidopsis arenosa, 667 nucleotides. The record is from the annotation of a GenBank genome assembly. Lineage: Eukaryota; Viridiplantae; Streptophyta; Magnoliopsida; Brassicales; Brassicaceae.